AUGGUAAAUUUUAUUCCAACAACGACUGAGGCAACUUCGGGUGGCGCAAAAAAAGUCGAAGAGAGUACGCUUGAAAAUGCCGAGGAAUUGGUGAAAUCUGAUAGAGAGAUUUUCGUAGCGGAGAUUGUUUCUGUUGAAGCAGUUAAAACCUUCUUUUCGAGGACAUCAAAGAAGCUGAUCCUGUCCACCGAAAAGUUCACCUCGUCGGAACUUAAGAUUACUCCACGCAUUGAAGAGUCACUUAACCAAAUAUAUGAUUACAUAAUUCGCGAUAUAGUCGACUUUUAUUAUGAUCCGAUAAAUCCUAACAAAGAUUCAGAGUUAUCUACGCAAGUACGCAAUGCCAUGAACGUCAUGGCAAUGAAUUUGGCCACUUGCCUACAGAAUUCGGAUAAGGUUGAAUUGGGACUUAUGCCUCUGGAUGCUUACUGUAAAGAAAAUCAAUCUUCCCUUUUUGCGCACACAACAAAUAGAGAGUCACAAGCUCAAACUCUUCGUUCCCUGGCACAAUUAUUAUUUUCACGUCUCUUGCCUCCAACGGAAUCACAAAGUCUUAUUCUGAUGGCAUUUCUUUCCGAAUUAUUGGCAACGCAGAUUUUUGAGAUUGCACUUGAAACUGUGUGUGAUCAAGAUUGGAUAAAUCGGACGAUCGUUGAUUAUUUGACAGAGGACGAUCCAGACGAAACUCACGAUGCCACCUUGUUUCAGCAAUUGACCACCACCAUAGAUGAAGAGGUAGCCGGUCUGGCGAAAAAAUUAAAACAACCGCGGGGCACAGAUGAUCAAUCGGAAACGAUGCUUGACGGAUUGAAUAAUCAUAAUCUGAACAUAUCACUUUUGUCAUCCCAAUCGAACUUACUCCUAGAUUCAAGUUCAGAAGUAAAUUAUGAAGAGUCAAAAUCGACGGAGAUUUAUCCGAAUCUUGUCUCGUCGCCUUUUCCUCCUAAUCGCCCUUUCGCAAGAUCUGCUAAUUCAAUCAAUCUGCAAAUAAUCCUCGAGCGGCAAUCAGAGAUAUUCGCCGAAUUUAUGGCUUUUCUCGAAGAACGCAAUGCGGCUAACUUAUUACGAUUUUGGCUCCAGGCGGACUCAUUUAGAAAGAUUGCAUCCUAUGAAUCAGACAUAAAUUUAAUUCAGGAGGACGCCUUGGGAAUAUUUAAGGCAUACUUUGGUGAAGCCGCAACGUAUCCUGUGAAGGUGGUCAGUGAGGGUGUAGUUAAAAAGUGCAUUCGGGAAAUUCUAAAGGCCCCAACUUGCAAUUGUUUUGUUAUAACGCAGGAGUAUGUGUUUAGAGUAUUACAAGAUGAGUAUUUUGAUGAUUUUGUUAAGGUGAUGAAAGAACAAGGAGAAGAUAUGAGUUUCAUGGUAAGUGAUCAAGUGACACAAUAUAAAGAGACGGAACAACAUGCAGAAGUUGGAUCAAACCCUUCAUUAAACGUGAGGCAACAAGAAGAGGUCAAGUCGAUCUCUUCACCGAAUAUGCACCAGAACGGUGAUGGUGAUUUCCAUCAAUCUUAUUAUACAAUGGAUGACCCCGUUUUUGAAUCCAAUUCGAAUGAACAGGAUGCUUUUGAGAAUUCGGUUAAGGAUGAACACUCGCCGCAAAAUUCGGAAGAAUCGGGAAAUUGGUCCGCGGCAAUCUUAAUGGGAGCUCUAGAUGAGGUCACCGAAAAUUCAAUGCUAGAAAAUUCCGUUGAUACGAUGCUCGAAGGAGAAAAUAUGGAGCAAGAGAAUGAUUUCGAAUCACAAUUCGAGCGUCAGAAAACAUCAAUGAUGGAUCUCGAUGGAGUGCGAAUAAAGAUGACUGAUGUAUCAGAAUCCUCACCCAACAAAUAUAUUUAUUCUACAAAGUCUCUGGCCUAUAUGAUUGAAGUUGAACAGCCUGGCUCAACCGGGUGGAUCAUGACUCGGAGAUUUGCCGAUUUUGAGAAAAUGCAUUCGUCUCUAGUAAAAGCCUUUCCAAAAGCAGAAAAAGUAACUAUGCCUCGCCUUAUGUUAAAGAAGAAUCAAGAAGCUUGCAAGUCACUGGAACGAUAUUUGAACAUAUUGUUGAGUGAUGCCUCACUGUGUGAGAGUGAGCCACUCCAAAAGUUUAUGAAAAGAGAUGGACUACCGAACGAGAAACUGGAAAAGUCAAAAAGUUCAAGGAGGGCACUAUCGAUUUUGUCCGUUUCAAAAUCGAUGUCAAUGUCAAAUCUCGUGGGCGUUGUCACGGCCUCGGCCUCAAGUUCGCACUAUGAAACAAAAAACCAUCAAGAGUCGCCAUCAUCAACAAAAGAUAGCUUUGAAGAAUCCUCACCCGAAAAGUCUUUUGACGCCUCGUCCAAAAGAUCCUCGGAUAGUUCCCUUCAAAAAGAUUUGGAAAUAGUUUCAUCCCCUACGGAAAUCACUCAGGCAACUUCUGACGAAACUCUUGUCAAGACCCCAACAUCGGCUAGUGCAACUAUUACUCGGCAAAGCAUUGAGAGUGCCAUUUCUACAUCUUGGGGAUCGAGUAGAACCGUGACGCCAACGAUAUCCAAUGAAAUUAGCACCUCUCCGACAGUUGCGAACGAUAAAUCGACUUUAGAGAGAUUGAGAAUGCAUUUGGGUAUCUCCCAUACCACGGAAUCACCAUCAAAUUCUGCAAUUAUGGGUCGAUCUCCUCCCGAACAGAGUUCGCGGCCAAAUAAACAGUUGACAGCUCAGGACACUGACCUUUUGAUCGACACAAUUUUUGCUGUAGUUGAGGAAAUAUUCGAUUUGUCGGAAAAAUCUCAGUGGCAUCUCCGAAGAACAGUCCUUUCAGUGUUACGUGGAGUCGUACGAAGGUCUUAUACCGAAGCAAUAAAAAAUUCAUUUCUAACGACCAUCAGUUCAUUUUCUACUGAAACUCAUUGGGUAACGAUGAUUGAUAAUUUGUCAAAUUCAUUUUGGCCGAAUGGAGAGUGGUCCAAUGAUAUGGAGCAAAGAUCAGAAGAAGAAAAAUUGAAGACCAAGGAAGAAGCCAAAAGAUUGCUUCUACAAAAGGUUCUACCCGAUUCCUUGAAGCAAGUCAUGGGCUAUGAAAAUUCUCGUCUGAUGGUUGGAAGACUGGUCGAUGGAUUUUUGGCCGAGAAGGAGGUCGUGAGGGGAAUGGGGAUCAACAUAUUGGAAGGCGUGGUGAAACUUAUUGUUUCAGAAUGA
Molecule: messenger RNA, 3162 nt
Organism: Acaulospora colombiana
Lineage: Eukaryota; Fungi; Glomeromycota; Glomeromycetes; Diversisporales; Acaulosporaceae
Source: the annotation of a GenBank genome assembly